This is a messenger RNA of Neltuma alba, 1053 nucleotides long. RefSeq lists its product as uncharacterized. NCBI's taxonomy places the organism in Eukaryota, Viridiplantae, Streptophyta, Magnoliopsida, Fabales, Fabaceae. The transcript has a single exon. The coding region runs from base 148 to 825 and encodes 225 amino acids. The record is from RefSeq and is a predicted model, not a curated record.
CAAAAAAGUCCCCUUUUCAUCUCUCUGUUUCUCUCUCGGGAUAUUCGUUUUACCGUUGCAAGAUCGAAUUUUUAAUUCUAAAGUACUGAAGAGUGAAGAGCCCAAGAAGCAAAGCGAUUCACCAAUCAAGCUUUUGAUCCGUUCAUUAUGGCUGAGACGAGCAACGUCUCUCUGCAGCCCACUCUUGAGUCUUUCUUCCACACUCUUGACCCCAUUUCUCAGAUCCUCGCUCAGAGAAACUCCGACUCCGACCACCCUCUUCUUCGCCUGAGGCUAACCGCACUGGGUCACGGGCCCAUGGAGAGGGGACCCAGCUAUGAAGCUUACGCCCAAUUAAGAGAAUCAAAGCUCCGACUCAAGCUCAUUACUCAGCAGCAACAACAAGAAGAGCUUGCUUGUUCAGAACCCGACCCGAAAGUAGUGACUCCUCCGCCGACGAAACUGGUCAGGUUUCGGUCGAGUUCGCAGAGAGAAAGGUAUAGUGCAGGCCGUUCAAGUAGUGGGCGUAAAGGGUACUCUGUUCUUGCUCAGUCCGUUCCAGAUUUCUCGGCGGCGGCAUUACGGAAGGAGAAUCGAAAGCCUGUGAGUACGACGCCGCCGCUGCCUGCAGCCAAGAGUUUAUCGAGAUCGUCCAGCGUGAAAGGAAGCAAGUCGGCGAAUAUUGCAGGGGAGAAGAGGGGUGGCGGCAUUCUGAUGGCGAGGAAGAGCCACGCCGCCAUGGAUGAACUCAGGAAUUUCUCUGCCGCGGUGGGUAAUGCCAUUAAAGGUGAAAACAGAGGAGGAGGAAGAAAGACUGUUCUGGGAUGCAGUAAGUUCGGAUUUUGAAAAUGAAAGGACUGUGGAUAUCGUCGAACCUUCUGAUUUCUCCAUUGUUAUUUUAUUCCUUCAAUUUUUUGAUCACCGGUCACAUUGUAAUAAAAUUUAAUAAUUUUUUUCUUGCCCGAGAAAUUGUAAUAAAAUUUGGUUCUGCCAUCCGACUUACGAAUGAAUAAAUAUUUAUGUCCUUGGGCCGAAAAGAUAAUAUUUGUCUUGCCGGGCUUUGGACUGGACUCA